Molecule: messenger RNA, 2106 nt
Organism: Gopherus flavomarginatus (Mexican gopher tortoise)
Lineage: Eukaryota; Metazoa; Chordata; Testudines; Testudinidae
Exons: 2
Coding region: 1-1743 (580 amino acids)
Source: RefSeq, a predicted model, not a curated record
AUGAGAGAGCUCUCCCAAGCUCAUAUGGCAAAUCCCGCCGUACAGGCAGACCCGCUGUUGCGCUGGCUCCACGAAGAAUGGGGACACUUACCACCCACAAAAUUGUACGGCCUGUUAUCUAGCUUUUCUAACCAAAAGCCUGACGUUAGCCGCAGUCAGUGCGAGCUCAUUGUUCAGUCCUGCUUGCAGUGUGUGCAGUUCAUCAUAACUGGCUCAGCAAAUGUAGUUCUUAAUAAACAAACUAAUGCCCCUGAGCAGGGCUCCUAUUAUUCUGUUUUACAGGUUAUACUGCCCUUCCUCACAACAUCUUUGCCCACGGAACCCUUAGGAGAAGGUGGACUACAAACAUGGUUCGCCGCCUACUGGGUGCAGGAGGUCAGCAGAAACCAGUCCCUGUCAGCGCUGAAUCCAGAACAUUGUCUUGUUUGCUCUACUCAGUUCUCACCUAAAUAUCCAUUACCCUUUCAAUUUGUACCAAUAGUUUAUAAUUUUUCUUCAUUUAAUUUAUCUAAUGUAAAUUGUUCUUCCCCCUAUGUGCAGUGGGCUGCUUCUAGUGUUUGGAAUAAUUGUUCUUCACAAUUUAAUUCUUACGUGUUUCCAGUUCUUAAUGCUUCAGGUGGAAGUGAUCAUAGCUUUCCUUUAAUUGAUAGUAUUAGAGUUCCAGCAUCUCAUUGUUGGGUUUUUGUUGGUAAUAGUUUAACCCCAGCCCCUACUUGGGUGGGUACUUAUUCUAAUUGUUCUAUGUGGAGUUUCUCUUAUGCUAAUACCUCCCUAACUAAACCCACUCUUACUUACACCUACCCCCCUCCCCUUAAUUGUUCUUAUCGUCUUAAUUAUAACAUUCUUUUUGGAACCUUCUAUACCUCCAUAACACAUACGUAUCUGUUCCAUGCCCAGCAUAUGCAUCAUGCUGAGGCUGCAUGUAUCAAUCGUGCAUCCAGCUUUUUCUCCAUGGACAAUAAUAGGUGGAGCCAGACCACAAUUUCUUCCUUAAGACCCGGUCAUUUUUGGAUUUGCGGUAAUGUCGCAUUUGCUGUGCUUCCUCCCAACCCCCGGGGUAUAUGCACCAUUGGCACCCUGUAUCUACAGGGGGGAGGUAUUUAUACCUUGCCAUCUAGCCACCGACACCGUCAUAGUACCCGCUCAUUUUGGACUCGUUUGCAAACAGCAGCUUCCUCCCUCGCCUCCUCUGUUGUUAGUUUUAACCCUGUCGGUUAUAUGAUGUUACGUGAUCAAGUGCUGUUUCAAUCCCUUGCUAUUGAAAUGCUUGCUAAUACUACGGCCAAAGGCCUCUCCUUAGUUAAUCAGCAGUUAAAUUCCCUUGUUCAGUAUAGUAUUCAAAAUAGAUUAAUGAUUCAAUAUUUGUUACAAUCUCCCUCAUUUUGUACUAAAUUUGCUGAAGUAUAUCCCGAGUUUGCUGAUAAAUGUUGCGUUUCUUUGCCUUCUAUUUCUCCUAAUUUGUCCUCAAUUGUUAAAGACCUGCAAACGUUGAGCUCUACUGUCAAAGAGUCACGAGAGUCCUUCCAGUUUUGGUCAUGGCUCAAUUGGUUUGGCCUUGCGCCCUACAAAUCUUAUUUCCAAUCCCUGUUUGUGUCCCUUCUGGUUGGGCUCGCUCUUCUCUGUCUCGGAUGUGCCUUCAUUAAAGCCUGCAUUCACAAGUUUGUUGCCUCGGCCUACAUCACUUCCACCCCCGAAGCGCAUCCCCUCGUAGGUGGGAAUGAGGAGUCGGACUCAGAAGUUUAGGUUUUCAGCCAAACUAUUUCGGCCAGGGCACGGGGGCAUGUUAAGAUAAGUUCCUGUCUGUAUCCUAAAACUUGCCCAUACUGGUAUUGCCCUGGCCUCUUCCUUUGUCAUUCAGUGUUAAACACAUUCUGAACUAUAUGCAUUUCCUCACCUUUUGGGGGCGAAGCCAGACUUUCAGGCACCUGCUCCCCUACUUGGUGUAAACUUUGCUUGUACCAAUCAGAAACGAACACACACAGUUUUUGGGCCCCGUCCCCUAUGACACUUCUAUGAUGUCAUAGUGGGUAUUUUAGGCUGGUCUGCCAUGUGCAGGCAGAAGAGGAGAAAGAAAAACGAAUCCUGUGUACCUUGUACACACCCGUA